AUGAUUCUUCUUUCCCUUUGCACCCUAGCAACUUCAAUAGCCAUACUCCCCAAUGCCCGCCGUGAAGCUGACGAAGUCAUCGAGGACUACAGCUCUGUCACCGAAAUGGAUACACGAGAUACACUUGAAACCAGAGCCUACCCUCGUUGCUUGAGUUACGCGGACUGCAAAGGUGGCUGGUGCCACAAGGGCAACUGUCUAGAUAAUGUGUGCAAAGGCGCAAAUAUGUGCCCCAAGGGGUUCUUGUGCGAUGGCGCCAACUGCUACAAGCAUAAGAAACCUUGGGUGUAUGAUGGUCCUUCUUAG
Messenger RNA from Aspergillus pseudotamarii, 306 nucleotides. RefSeq lists its product as uncharacterized. NCBI's taxonomy places the organism in Eukaryota, Fungi, Ascomycota, Eurotiomycetes, Eurotiales, Aspergillaceae. Bases 1 to 306 code for a protein of 101 amino acids. The transcript is spliced from 2 exons. The record is from RefSeq and is a predicted model, not a curated record.